Messenger RNA from Hemicordylus capensis (graceful crag lizard), 2373 nucleotides. RefSeq names its product protocadherin alpha-8-like. Lineage: Eukaryota; Metazoa; Chordata; Lepidosauria; Squamata; Cordylidae. Gene Ontology annotation, biological process: homophilic cell-cell adhesion. The record is from RefSeq and is a predicted model, not a curated record. Gene Ontology annotation, molecular function: calcium ion binding. Gene Ontology annotation, cellular component: plasma membrane. The transcript has a single exon. Bases 1 to 2373 code for a protein of 790 amino acids.
AUGGUUAUUUGGCAACAAAGCUUUUUGGUGAGGAAGCAGCUGUUGCAGCUGGUUCUGCUCCACACAGCCUGGGAAAUGGGGAGCGGCCAGCUCCAUUAUUCUGUGCCUGAGGAAUCCCAGCAUGGCACCUUUGUGGGCCGCAUUGCCCAGGAUCUUGGGCUGGAGGUGAGUGAGCUGGUGCCUCGGCUCUUCCGGAUUGAGUCUGAAGAACAUGGGGACUAUUUUGAGGUAAAUGUGCAGAAUGGGAUCUUGUUUGUGAAUUCCCGGAUAGACAGGGAGGAGCUGUGUGGCAAGAGCCCUUUGUGCUCCAUUCACUUGGAGGUGAUUGUGGAUAAACCCCUGAGGAUCUUCCAUGUAGAGGUGGAGAUCAAGGAUAUAAAUGACAAUGCCCCCAUUUUCUCUGUAAACCAGUUAAAUCUUUUUAUAUCGGAAUCAACAACAUCUGGCUCUCGCCUCUCACUAGAGAGUGCUUCAGAUGCAGAUGUUGGUCAAAAUGCCCAGAUUGCAUAUAGGGUCAGCCUGAAUGAUUACUUUGUCCUGAACACUCAGAAUAAGAAUGGCAAAAUCAUGUCACCAGAGCUUGUUUUAAAAAGAACUUUGGACAGAGAGGACAUCCCUUCGUACCAUUUAUUGCUAACAGCAACUGAUGGGGGUGAAUUGGAGCUCACAGGGACAGUACAGCUACUGAUAACUGUGCUGGAUGUUAAUGAUAACAGUCCUGUUUUUAAUCAGUCAGUCUAUGAAGUGAGUCUAUCAGAAAUGUCAGCAAAUGGAAUUCUUGUUAUUAAGUUAGAAGCAACAGAUCCUGAUGAAGGUAUUAAUAAAGACAUAAUCUAUGCCUUUAAUACACCCCUACCCUCAUUUGGAAUUGAUGAAAAUACUGGGGAAGUCAGGCUGAAGGGAAAGCUGGAUUUUGAAGAUGUAAACUUAUAUGAAAUUCAAGUCUUAGCCACUGACAAAGGCCAUGCGCCAAUGCAAGGUAACUGUAAGCUUUUGAUAGAAGUGCUGGAUGUGAAUGACAACACUCCGGAAAUGUCUCUGAAGUCACUGUCCGUGCCAGUCCCAGAGGACUCCCCACUGGGGACAGUGGUAGCUCUGAUCAGCAUCUCAGACAGAGACUCUGGGGCCAAUGGGCAAGUGAGCUGCUCCAUGAGUCCCCCCGGUCUACCCUUCAAGCUAAUGUCUACCUUCAAGAAUUAUUACUCACUGGUGGUGGCUGCAGCACUGGAUCGAGAGUGGCAAGCAGAAUACAAGCUGGUGGUGACAGCACAAGACCACGGGGCUCCAUCACUGUCCACCAGCAGCAGCCUGGUGGUGCCCAUUGGCGAUGUGAAUGACAAUGCACCUGCUUUCGUACAGCCCUCCUACACAAUCUUCGUGAAAGAGAACAACCCACCUGGUGCUCACAUCUUCACCGUGUCUGCCUCAGAUCCGGACGUGGCUGAGAAUGGCCAGGUCAGCUACUGGCUGGAUGAGAAGCUCUGGCCACUGUCCAGCUACAUCUCAGUGCACUCAGAGAGUGGGAAGCUCUAUGCCCUGCAGCCUUUGGACUAUGAGGAGAUGAAGCUGCUGGAGUUCCAAGUGAGAGCCAAGGAUGCUGGGCUGCCCUCCUUAUGUGGCAAUGUGACGGUGCAAGUCUUUGUGGUGGAUGAGAAUGACAAUGUGCCUGCAGUAUCUGCACCAGUAGAGGAUGGCCACACUCUGCUGGUGGUCCCUGUGGCUGCUGGGCACAUGGUGGGCAAAAUCCAUGCCCUGGAUGCUGACUCAGGCUACAAUGCUUGGCUGCGCUAUGAGCUGCAUGAGGCUACCACUGGCCCUUGGAGGGUGGGGCUGCACAGUGGUGAGGUCAGCACAGUACGUGCCUUGGAAGAGAUGGAGGGUGGCAUCAGCCAUAGUUUGCUGGUUCUGGUGAAAGACCAUGGGAAACCAGUCCUGUCGGCCACAGCCACUCUGAGUAUUUCAUUGGUGGCAAGUGCCCAGGCCAUUAAAACUGAUACCCGCAUUUCUAGGACAGGAGGGGGCCCACAGCCCCUGGCGGACAAUGUCAAUGUCUAUCUGAUCAUCGCCAUCUGCUCAGUGUCCAGCUUGUUUCUGCUGGUGAUCAUAGUAUACAUGGCCCUGAGAUGCCAAAACCAGGCGAAGGAGGCAAUGGCGUAUGGCCCAGGCACAGCUACACUGGUGUGUGCCAGUGAAGUGGGCAGCUGGUCAUAUUCCAAUCGCCACAGCCACAUCCUGGCAGGAGUAAGUGGGGAGGCCAGUGGCAAGAAUGACCUCAUGGUUUUCAGCCCCAACAUACCGGUCUUUGCAGAGAACAGGGAGAUGAGGAACACAAAGGAGAUCAUUUCAGAUUCAUCUGGAGAGGUGAGCCUGUAA